Pediculus humanus corporis (human body louse) is the source of this 456-nucleotide messenger RNA. RefSeq lists its product as uncharacterized. The transcript has 3 exons. Bases 1 to 456 code for a protein of 151 amino acids. The record is from RefSeq and is a predicted model, not a curated record. Lineage: Eukaryota; Metazoa; Arthropoda; Insecta; Psocodea; Pediculidae.
AUGAAUUGUCAUCAACUGAAUAUUAUUAUCUUUGUUUGGGAAUUGGUUAAUUUCUCGGGAAUCGGUUCGGAAAAAACAUGUGCUCUAAAUAAACUUUUUGUUUGCCCUAAUGGGGAAAGUUGCAAACAAAUAGAAAACUCUACUACUCUAGGAUUUUGUGAUUGUAAAGUCAAGUAUAAACGUAUAACUGAAGGCGGUGCUUGUAUAAAACUAGAAGAUUCUGAUCAUUCUUCAUUAUCAACAUCAGAUAAUAUUAAUUCUGAAAGUUCAUCAGUUUCGGCUAUUGCUGCAGGAGUGUUUACAACCCUUCUACUCAUACUCCUAACGAUAGCCCUAGUUUUUGCAGCUAAAAAAUACAGAUGGAUACAUAGAAUAAGGGAAAAAGCUCAACAAUACAGAGCGAGACAUUAUGACACAGUGUUGGUUAAUCAAGAGGAUGAUCCACCCUUAGCUUAA